Rotaria sp. Silwood1 is the source of this 738-nucleotide messenger RNA. NCBI's taxonomy places the organism in Eukaryota, Metazoa, Rotifera, Eurotatoria, Philodinida, Philodinidae. The record is from the annotation of a GenBank genome assembly.
AUGAAUCAAUCUUUAUCAAAUCGAAAAUUUCAUUCAUUUAAUUCUAUAAAUUCUUAUCAAACAUAUGAAAUAUGUCGUCAACAAUCACAAUGUUAUCUACUUAUUCCACCACCACAACCACCAAUAUUUCCACAACUUAUUGUUAAUAAUUUAUUACCUACAUUAACAAAUCAUCAACAACAAACACAGUCAUUUUUUAUUACUCUGAGUAUAUUUAUUACAUUGAUUUCUAUUGGUCUUCUAUUUUUACUCGGUAUUAUUUUUCAAUUUUAUCGUAAAUUACGACAACGUCAUCGUCAAACAAAACGUACUAAUAUUAGUGAUGGAUUGAUAUCAUUCUCAAAGAUCAUUCCAACCUCAUAUAAUUCUUUAACACCAUUAACUACUAUAACAAACCAGUCACCAUCAUCAGCAAUGACGAACGUAUUUAAUCGAAGUCUUCAACAAAAUUUACCAUCUGACGAUCAAUUAUCUUAUCAUAAUCAUACAACAAAUACUUAUGAGAAGAUUCAAUUAUCCUCAGAGUAUCACUAUUGUUCUUGUUGUAUAUGUGUUCACACAUACUCUAAACCACAACAACGACAACAAUCAAAUAUUUCUACUACACAUCAAUUGACGCCAUAUUAUUAUAAAUGUGAAUCGUCAUCAUCGAAAAUCGUUUGUCAAAAGUGUUUAUUAGAAAAUUUACAUCGUAAACAAAACUGUUUUUGCCAUAAUUUCUUUAUACCGAUUAAAUAG